Messenger RNA from Cyphellophora europaea CBS 101466, 969 nucleotides. RefSeq lists its product as uncharacterized. Bases 1 to 969 code for a protein of 322 amino acids. The transcript is spliced from 2 exons. Lineage: Eukaryota; Fungi; Ascomycota; Eurotiomycetes; Chaetothyriales; Cyphellophoraceae. The record is from RefSeq and is a predicted model, not a curated record.
AUGGAAGACACGUCACCCGUCAAGGGCAGUCCCCGAGCUAGCCCGAUUUCCAAACCCCAAAUCGAUCUCUGCACCGACCCCAGUAUCCCACCCUCCGAUGGAAGAUGCCUGCUUCUGGAAGCCGCCGCCGAAGUGCGCUCACGUAUCUACGAGGAGCUGUUCAACGAACUCGGUAAUGGUCUUUUUAUCAAUCUCUUUGAUAACGAGGGGGGAUUACCAAUACUCGAAGAUAACUGGGCAACUUCAUUUAGCGAGCCAGUUUCGCUGGAGCUAGACAUUCGUCAAACAUGCAGAAUGGUCAAGCAAGAAGUGGAACCGAUCUGGGCCUCUCAUUACUACUUCCUUAUCACCUGCUGGGCUCCGUUCACAGGUGCCCGGCUCUACGAUAAGUUCUCUCGGUCGAUCAGCGAGAACAUUCAGGAAGUCAUGUUGUACAGCGAACCCCUUCAUAGCUGUGCACCCGCUACAAUCGCGGAGCUCAAGAAGCUGCGGUCGCUCAAGAUCCUUGAGAUUCACGACAAUGGCGAUGUUUGGGAGAAAAGGACCAUGGUGCUUCAUCUCGGAGGUCUGCCCCCGACCAAGUGGGAAAACAUGGAUCGAGGCCUCAACUGUGAACGCUUCGUUCAGCUUUGGUUUGAUCUCGUUGCUAAUGACCAGAGGGAGGUGGAGCACGUAAAGCAGACUGCUCAGGAUAUCGAUUCAGACAGCCCCGAUAGUUCGGAAGAGGCGGAACGCGCUCUUCCUGAGGCUAUCCAACGUGCGCAGAGAUGGUUUCCCCACCUUGCCGACAAAGAGCAGCGGUCCUUCGCCGUGCGAGUAGCUUUCUAUGUUGAUGUCAGGGGCUGGAAUACUGAAUGCCUUCAUCAUCCACAGCCGAGUGGGUUGCUCACAACGCAUUCCCAGAUCUAUGCACCAUUGUUUGAUCUCGAUACGCGUGAAGUCCUGGAGAACAAGAAUUGGGCGAAUUGA